Messenger RNA from Zychaea mexicana, 3265 nucleotides. RefSeq lists its product as uncharacterized. Gene Ontology annotation, biological process: regulation of DNA-templated transcription. The coding region runs from base 285 to 3059 and encodes 924 amino acids. NCBI's taxonomy places the organism in Eukaryota, Fungi, Mucoromycota, Mucoromycetes, Mucorales, Lichtheimiaceae. Gene Ontology annotation, cellular component: nucleus. Gene Ontology annotation, molecular function: DNA-binding transcription factor activity, RNA polymerase II-specific; zinc ion binding. The transcript has 2 exons. The record is from RefSeq and is a predicted model, not a curated record.
GUUUCUAACCCUUCCUUUCCCUUUUUUUUCUCUCUUUUUUUUUUGCCACCCAUACACCAUAACCUUAUUUUCCGCUCUGACCCGCGAGAAUAUAUAUUUGUAUACACACCCCAUUACCUUUCUAAACGCGCUGAGAAACUUAUACAAAUAAGCAUAUAAAACGCAGCAUACCAAACGGGGCACUACAUACACGCUUUCAUAACAAACAACGACGCACCGUGUUAACAAAAAAACAACAAUUGAACACCAUUUCGUAACCCCCUUUCUCCAUUCCGACUUCGUAUAUGGCUGAUGCAUCUGAUUCAUCCUCAAAUAAAACCGAGAACGACACCGCCACCAAUAACAGCAACAACGACAACGACAAUAACAGCAUCAAUAAUUCCAAGUCCAAUAACAAUUUAGGCGCAGCAUGUUUUCGCUGCAGAGGUUUUAGACAUGCUUGCGAUCGUCAAAAACCAGCGUGCUCUCGGUGUCGAAGGCGUGGCAUUACUUGUACUUACCCUGAAGCAGCACCAACGCUUAAAAAACUCCAGAAAGCAACAGAGACGCUCGGCGAUCGGAUUCGCAAGUUUGGUGAUCGUCUCAAAUCGGCUGAAGGCGCCAGAGAUUUCAAGGCGACCAUCUCAUUGCAACGACUCGCUCAGCGUAACGCCUCUGUAGACAAAGUCGAAUCAACGUCGUCACCCGCGCCGUCUAUUUCGGAAGAGGCAUCAGAUACUCGCUCUGAUACUCGGUCGUCCGUCUCCAUCGCAUCGUCUGAUAUAACCUCAGAUGAUGAGCUUCAAAGAAAGCGAGGCGUAGCAUCCACAAGCAAUUUCUCGGUGUACCCUUGUGGCAAAUGUUACAAAGACUUGCAACAGUGCGAUCUUACAUUACCACGCUGCAGUCGCUGCGAAGCCAAUAAUUUCGAAUGUAUUUAUAUGAAAACUGAACCCAAAGCCAAUCAUGUUUCCCAAGUGCUGACGACAAUGAACAAGAUCAUGGAUCAAUGGCAAGAAUCCAUCGAUCGCAUGGCCAAAGACUUUGCUCAAAAGACCAGAGAUUUUGGUCAGCGCGCCAACAACUCGUUCAAGAUGAAGCCGUUGCAGCCGUUUGCAUGGAAAAUCACAUCAACGGGGCGCGGUCUGUCGGUUGAAAGCAACGUCAACUCGUACAACGACCUGUCAAAGCUCGUGGACCAAUUCAAGAAAUCAAUGCACAUUUCGCCAGCUCCACACGACAAAGACAAUGACAUUGAGACCGAUGACGGAUCGCCUUCGCUUGCAGAUGAGCGGCAGCGGAUAGCACAGUCCGUGGAAUUGGAUGAUACAAGCUCAAUCCACACCUCGUCAGGCUUCUCGUUUGCCGUCUGGAAUUCGUGGUCACACCCAACGCAUGCACUACCCCAAGAUUAUCCCAUUGAUAUAUCGGACGAGCUCACCGACAACCUCGUUGAUUUGUAUUGCCGAUCGCCGUGUUGCUCAGCCAUACGCUUACCCAUCAUUGACACCGCUGAAUUCUUGGCCCGCUAUCGCGAUCCCGCGAACCCGCCCUCCAAGGUCUUGAUUUAUGCCAUCUGUGCCAUGUCUGCGCGUAACGCCUUUCAGUUACACAUGUGGAGUAAGCGUCCCGCUCACGAGUCUCCGCAAUACAAUAUGGGUAAGGCGUUAUCCAUUGCGUACUGCCUCAAGGGCCGCGAGCUCUUGUCUGAAUGCUAUGACGAGGAACCUUCCAUGGAUAAUUGCCGCGCUGCUAUUCUCUUGUCCUACUGCAGCUAUCAGAACGGUUACUCGGGCGUGAUCUAUAUUUACGAAUGGAUUGCGUACAGCAUGGCGCGUGAACUGGGUCUGUAUGACAGCAAUCGUCAAUUCACGGAGAGCGAAGCCAAAUUGGUGUGGUGCAUGUAUUAUUUCAACACGUGGUAUCGUGUUUUGCAGGGUGGUUCUAGUGCAUCCGUCGAAUCGAGCCAGUUCUACCCAUGCUGUCCCCUGCCGCCACCAGCAGAGAAGCCGGUGAUGAUGGAUACGGAUACAAACAAUGGUUCACCGUCUCAAGAGCUUGUAGACUAUUAUGUGUGGAGCACUUGGUAUUACAUGAUCCGCCUCCAGAUUCUACGGCACGAUGUCAUGUCACGCCUGGUGGCAGCACAAGACACCAAAUCCGAUCCCAAUCUGUCACUUGACCUUUUAACUAUGCAAGACCGGCUACAAGAAUUCUUCGCCAGCCUGCCGGAAGAAUGGCGCAACCCAGAUAGUUCAUACGUUACGAGUCCACAGACUGGAUCCUCCACCACAUCUUCGUCGUGCGGUGCAACUCCACCGUCUGUCAUGACUGACGACGACGCCAACGACCGACAUAAUCAGCAGCAUUACCACAUUGAUGUGUCCAGUUUUGCACGCUUCUGUAUUUUCAAUGUCCACAUUUACUACAACAUCAACAAGAUCUUACUGUAUCAGGCUUUCUUUCCAUCCGACCAUAUCCCAAGCGUGCCGUUCUCCGUGCAAUGUCUGUAUACCUGCAUCGAUGCCGCCAACAGUAUCACCCAAAUCUUGGAGUACAUGUCGCAACAGCGAGACGAGUGCAAUGUCCCAUUGAUCGGCUUUCUGUUUGCCAACAUUGUCUAUUUCAAACUGCUCAACUACCAAGACGAGAAAUGCCAAGACUUUGCAAGGCAAUGCUUGCAGUUAUCGGUAGACAUCUCCAAAUCAUCAAUCACAUACAUGUACGAUUUUGAACGGGCAAAGACGCUGGUGAGCGUGAUGGAACAGGAUGUACGGACGCUCUGUGGACCCAUAGUACCGUCGACGACAGCAACAAUGACGACUCAUUCAACAACCCCAUCGUCAUUUUUACCACCGCAUUUACAACGCACGAACAGUGUCGACUCGUCCUCGGAUGGUUGGUCAAUGUGGUCUCAUAAUUCUGUACCGUCACCACCCUAUUUCAUGCAUCAUGCGGGAUACCCGACAAAUCUGUAUGACCGCACAACGACGACAACAGCAGCACCAGCACCAGCACCAGCACCAACCACGGGUAUCUUUUCUCUAGGAGGAGGAGGAGGAGGAACCAUGAUGCAGUAGCCAACACAUUCACUACAAAAAAGUUCAUUUCGCUUCGUUAUAUAUCGCAUGUCAUCUUUUAACUUACAUAUUCGUAUUUCUAUUUACACCUCAUAUACUCCCUAUUUUUAUUACUAUAACUACUACUACUACUACCACUACUACUACUAUUACUAUUACUACUACUAUUACUACUAUUAUCUCUACAGUUCUUAUUUUCUCCCUUU